Molecule: messenger RNA, 6184 nt
Organism: Epinephelus moara (kelp grouper)
Lineage: Eukaryota; Metazoa; Chordata; Actinopteri; Perciformes; Serranidae
Gene: bod1l1
Product: biorientation of chromosomes in cell division 1-like 1
Exons: 29
Coding region: 139-5364 (1741 amino acids)
Source: RefSeq, a predicted model, not a curated record
CACAGGCUGAGUUCUCCUUCCGGUUCAAACCUGCUUCGAACUUCAUGAACCACAACAGCAGCCCGGUUCCUUCAGUGUGAUACAAACAGAUGUGUUACCAGUAUUAACUCAUUUUAAUUAACGCUAGCUGCAUCGAACAUGGCCGGUUUACCUCCCGGAGACCCGCAGCUGGUCUCAAUGAUCGUCAACCACCUGAAAACACAGGGUCUCUUCGACCAGUUCAGGAGGGACUGCCUGGCAGACGUUGAUACAAAGCCAGCUUACUUGAACCUCAAACAAAGAGUGGACAACUUUGUCUCCAAUCACCUCUCUAACCACACAUGGAGCCCUCAUCUGAACAAGAACCAGCUGAGAAACAACAUCAGACAACUUGUGCUGCAAUCUGGGAUGCUGGAGCAGGGAGUGGACAGGAUUGUAGCCCAGGUGGUGGAUCCCAAAAUCAACCACAUCUUCAGGCCACAGGUGGAGAGGGUGGUCCGUGAGUUUCUGUCACCUGGCAGCUGCUCCGAGGAGCCACUGCCCCCUCUGCCUUUAAUAGAGACCAAACCAGACAGCAGCAUUCCUGAGCAAGCCUCCUCGUCUGCUCCGGCUACCACUGCAGCCAGCGACGCCAUGUCCAUCCUGGACACCAUAACUUCUCUGAACCAGGAGGCGAGCGUCAGGGCCAGCUCAGACAAAGGACGCAAAGGCCAAGAUGAGCCCAUGCAGCUGGUGGAGGAUGGCGAGCAGGACAUGAGCAUUGUCGAAGAAGGAGACAGCCACCAUGAUGGAAGGACACAGGAGGAGGCAGACGAGCUGGCAUCAGAGGUCCAGGCGUUAGAAGUGAAGACAGAGGACUCUCAGGAUCAGAUGGAUCUGGGAAAAGAGGGGUUAACAGAGGAGGUGAAGAUGGAAGAAGAGGAGUCAGGAGCUCCGGAGCAGACGGAGGAGGAGAGAGAUAAAGCUGCCAGCAGAACAACUGGAAAACCCUCAGAGGAGAGGCAGGAUGAUGAUCUGCUUAAAUCUACCAGUCAGGCAAAGCAGAAAGCCAGAGAGAGGAUAAAGGAAGAAUACUUUUUGGAGGACUCUGACCUGGAGGGCCUGAGUGACAUCACCGUGAGCUCCGUCCACACCAGCGACCUGUCGUCAUUCGAGGAACAAAGUGAAGACGACGAGCAGCUGUCUGAUUCCUCUGAAGAGGGCGAGCUCCCAUCAGACGACCAAGAUGAGAAAGCAGAAAAGAAACCAGCCAGUGGAGACACAGAAGAAGAAGAGCGCAAACCUCGCCGCAAGGCCUACGUUCACAAGCCCUUCCUCUACUCCCGUUACUAUAGCGACUCGGAUGAUGAAAUCACUGUGGAAGAACGCCGGAGAUCUGCUGCAAAGGACAAAGAGGAAAGGCUGCUGAAGAGACAACAGAACAGAGAGCGAAUGGAAGAGAAGCGUAAACAGAAAGCAGCACAGGCUGAAGAACAAGAUCACAAAAAACAAAAGAGUGGAGACACUGCUGGGCUGGAGGGCCCCAGGGCCAAAGAGGCACGCAAAGAAAGGAAAGUUCUGGAGAAAAAAAUGGCUCUCAACAGGAAGAGGAAGCUCGACUCAAGGAAAGAGGAAGAUGUUUCAAGCAAAAAGAAAGGAGAUGCAGAAGGAUCCAAGAAAGCGGAAGUAAAAUCUACAAUGUCAAAACCUCUACAACCGAAACUGAUCAGAAACCUGUCAGAAUCAGCAUCGUCUGACGAGAGGCACAGAAGGAUGAGUGGCAGCGUCUCCGAAGACUCCAGUGAACCCAAAAAGCUGACGGACAAAGGCCGGACUCACUCCUUCAUCCUGGAGUUGGAGCAAGGCUCCCAGGAGGCUCUCAAACAGCGCUCAGUUGGGAAAUUUGACAGGCUGUCCCGUAAAGAACUUAACCCUAAAGAACGCAAAGAGAAAGAACGCAGCUUGUCAGAUGAACGCGCCAAACUUAAACAAAAGCUGGAGAAAAAAUCUGAACAUCAGGCAGAUGAAUCUCAGCAGAAGGACGGUGUCGCCGUUAAAGUGCCAUCUGAAGACAAAGGUGAGAAGAAGCUGAAGAUUAAAAGUGAGAAGAAAACAGCUGGAACCACGAGGGAAGGAAAGUUGUCAGAAGGUGUGGCAGACGAGGGUCCUAAAGAUGCUUCUGUCAAGAAGGCGAAAGCUCCAUCGAUGGAGACUGUCAAAGCAGAGAAGGACAAAAUUAGAGAAAAGGAGAAAGAUAAGGAAAAGAGCAAAGAAAAGGAAAAGGCCAAAGGCGAGAAAACUUCAGCUAAAAGUGAUUUCAAGCAGCUGCUCCGCCCUGAUUCUGCUGGCUCCUCCGAGGAUCGGUCUGACAUGGAGCCCGACGGCAGCAAGAAGAAAGAUAAACACUCCAAGGAAGUCCUGAAGAGAUCAAAGAGCCACAGUGAGGACAGGCCAGGAGACAAACCCAAAUCUAAAACUGACAGUAAAGACAGCGAGAAGGAAAAGACUAAGGCAGAUCAAGACAGCCAGAAAUCGAACAAGUCCAGCUCUGAAACUGACAAAGAUCCAAAAAGGGUCAAACCAACAGAAAAAGGAAGAACCAUGGAAAAAUCUAAAUCAAAAUCCAAAGAGGAAACAAAGACUUUAUUGUCAUCAAAGACAGAUAAAGUUCAGAGUUCUGAAGUCAAACCUACAGGAAGUGCACCCAUCAGCAAACCUGAGGCGACAAAGGAGAAGAAAAAAGAGGGAAAUGCAAAGGAGCAGCGUAAAGUCUCCGAGGAACCUCUGCAUGACAAAUCAGACAUUAAAACUGCAAAGAAAAAAACCGAGAAGAAGGAUAAAGUCCCAGAAAAGAAAGAUGACAGCCAAGAGGAGAAGAAAGCAGCCAGAGAAGACAAACUGGAAAAGUCUGAUAAAUCUUCGAAGUCCCCACUUUCCUCAGCCGAAGCAGACGAGCUGCUGAAGAAACGCUCUCUCCUCCAAGACACCAGCACAGACUCCGACCCCGUCACCACCACCGUCACCACCUCCUUCUCAGACGAUACUUGUGACGCACUAAGCGACAUCACCCCUGAGCCUCCUGAGGGUGAAACGGAGUCACGGCUGAGCGAUAUUCCAGCUGUGCCGGCUGAGGCCGACGCUCUGUUGGCUCUCAUGGACGUCUGUACCUCAGCAGAGGCAAGACUUCCCCCUGAGAGCAGUCGGGAGGAUGUGACGCCUGAGAUGCAGGAUGCUGACAUGAAGAUGCAAGAGGCAGCUCUGACUCUGCUCUCCAUGGACCCUGACAGCACAGUUUCCUCCACCUUAAUGUGUCACAGCACCAGAGAAGAACCAGAGGUGAGUCAGAGUGAGACUUCACCACAGCCGAUGGAAACCAGUGCAGCUGAACAGGAAGAGCCUGUAAUGGCUGCGCAAACAGCUGCUGAAGCUGAGCCAUCACCAGUUACAACUCAACAAAUUGUUGAGUUUGUUGAUGAAAAACCGAACACUGCAGAUCUGUCUGAAAAUUUGGAGAAAGAAAUGGAUGUGGAGGCUUCACAGGAGGAAGACACUAUCUCAAGUGAAUGUCAGCCUCUUUUAAAUGAGGAUGAAGCCAAAGAUGCAGAAACUGCUCCUGAAACACAGCCAGAUGGAAAUAUGGCAUCAGCAGCAGCAGCAGCAGAAGAAGAAGAAGAAGAAGAAGAAGUAGAAGAAGCAGCAGCAGCAGCAGCAGCAGAGGAAGCAACAGCAGAAGAAGCAGCAGCAGCAGCAGAGGAAGCAACAGCAGAAGAAGAAGCAGAAGCAGAGGAAGCAGCAGAAGCAGAGGCAGAGGAAGCAACAGCAGAAGCAGCAGCAGCAGCAGAGGAAGCAACAGCAGCAGAAGCAGCAGAAGCAGAGGAAGCAGAAGCAGUGGCUGGUGAAGAAGCUGCUGGUGCUGUCGUGUCAGAAGCAGAGGAGACGAGAGGAGCCACAGAGGAAAGAAUAACUGCAGCUGACGCCAAUGAACAAAUCUCAGAAAUUCCCACAACACAAGAUCAAACUGAGCCAGAAGUCACAGACACAAAGACGAGCCCCAAGGCAGAGGAAGCUGAGAGUGAGACAGCGGAGGAAGAAAAUGUUGCACCAGAGAAGAGUGACACACAAACUAUGGAGCCGGAGAAGACAGAGGAGAUCAGAGAAAGUGGACCUGAGAUUCAGUCCAAACUGGUCAAACAAAUCAGUAAUGUCUCCAGCACAGACAGCCAGGACGACGAGAAGGGAUCAGACCUGUCAGAGAAGGUAUCAGACCUGUCAGAGAAGGAAGAGAAGACAGAGAGGAGAGGAAGACGUAAACGAAAGCUUUCCACACAGAAAGUUGAAGCAGUGAAAGAAUCAGGUGAUGAGAGGGAUGAAAAGGAAAGUAAAGAGCAGCCGUCUGCUGAGGAACCGGAGCAGGAGAAGGCUGCAGAAGUCAGAACACCACGCAGGGGUCGAUCAUCCAAAACCACCGAGGAGGCAGAGAGGGACCAACCUAAAGAAGCUGAGAAAUUGGAGGAGACUCCGAGCCGCGGGGGGAGACGUUCAGGAGCUGCUGCCAAAGAAACCACUGCUGAUAAUCAGGAGAAGGAUGAGAGUAAAGACGAGGAGAGCACUGAGAAAGAAGAGAGAACUGAAGAGGAAAGUGGACCAAAGGAAACUGCACAGCAAGAAAGUCAAGACAAUCUGCCGUCUCCUGUUCCUGAAGACGCUGAAGCUGCAGGAAGCUCCGCCUCCAAAGAGACCACUGACACACAUGAACCAGCAGUGAAGAGGAAGAGGUCAGAGGAAAUGGAGGAAUCUAUGGAGGUAACUCAGGCUGAAGAGGAGGUAAAGACGGACAACAGUCAACAAGAACAAAGUGAGCAACAACCUGACAGUGUUUGUUCCCCCUCAGUGAGUCAGGCAGAGGGUGAGGAGGAGGUCACAGAGGAGAUCUGCAGUGAGAAGAAACCAGAUGAUGCUGAGGAGGAGCAGCAACAGGAGGACCAAGAGACGACUCCAAAGAGACCUGGGCGGAGAGGUCGGCCGAAAGCAGCAGCAACAACAGAGGAUUCAGAUAAAAAGGACAAAAAGGCAGAAGAAAGUGAGCAGAAUGACGAAGAGGAGGACGACGAUGGUGACAAAGAAGGGGAAGAAAAGGGAACUGCAACCAGAGCGACCACACGCUUAGCAUCUCGCCUGGAGGCUGAAAGAAACAAGCCAAGCAAACCAUCCACCCGGGCGAGUCGACAGAGCGGUAAAGAGGAGACCGCAGCUGGCACACGCGGGACGAGGGGCCAGGCAGCGGCGGCAGCAGCAGCAGCAGGAGCGGCGAAGGGGGGCCGUAAACGUGAGGCCAGCCCCCCUGUGGUGCGAACGCGGGGAGGACAGAAAUCAGAGGAGCCCCCUACCAAGAGAGCCAAACGCUAAAACUUCAGACAGCGGUGGACUGAUUCACCCCGGCAGCGUUUUCUCUCCACUCCAUAUUCAAAGUCAGUUUUGUUGACGGGGGGUCAGAGAGCGUCUACAGUCGGCACGUGAAGCUGUUUCUGCUUCAUUGACUGUAGAUAUUGAAAAGCUCUGGAUAGUAUUAAACUCUCUCCUCUGAUGGCCGAGUGUAAACCUGAGGAUCUGUGCAGGAAUCCCCUCAGAAUACCUUCUACUGCACUACGCCCAGAUGGUUUGGAUCAGACUUCAUCAUUCCUGCGUUUAUUCAGUAAUACCCAGUGAAUCAGAGCAUUUCAGGCCAAUCACAGGCCUAACGAGCUGCCGAGUCGCGCUUUGACAUGAAGAGGGUGAAUUGAAAUUGAGUGUUUGAGUUCCUGCUGAGACUGUGAGUCCGUACACCUGUACAUAGAAAUCACUGUGAAUUUUAUCAUUUAAUAUUCAUUCUGUGAAUGAAAGGAGACGUUUUCUUUACCACUAUUUUUAAGUUUUUGUUUUUACACUCUGUCUUUACAUCAUCCAGGGGGUAAGGGAAGGUUUUUUUUUUGUUUUUUUUGCUUGAAACAACAGCAGUAUUAGACGAGAGACGACACAGUACGUGAACUUUUAUCUAUAAACUGACCCUUCAUGACAUAUUUGUAACAACAGCUGCUGCACACAAAGUUUCUUACUCUCUAUACAGAGGUAAUCUCGUUACAUGUAUUGUUUUACAUUAAGUGUAUAUCAAUAUAAUGGUGUUAGAUAUCUCACCUACCUGUAAAUGUAAAGAUUUGUUGUUUUUUUUCAUAAAUGUAAAAAUACUGAA